AUGCCCUCAGCGACUCCCAUUUUACCUCGUCAGCAAACGGCCAUCGUGGCCGAGGCAGCUGGCAAGCUACGCAUUCAACACAAUGUCACGGUACCAUCCCCGGGGCCCAUGGUGGCCAUCGUGAAGACAGCUGCCGUUGCCAUCAACCCAGUCGAUGCAAAAAUGCUCGAUUAUAGCCCCGUGCCAGGGGCAGUCCACGGCUAUGAUUUUGCAGGAACCAUCGUUUCAAUGGGGCCGAAUACGCCCGCACAUCUACGGAUCGGGGAUCGCGUUGCGGGCUGGGUUCAUGGCAUGAACGCUGUUGAACCGAACGUGGGUGCUUUCGCUGAGUACGUGGCGUCGCCCGCAGACCUGAUUCUUCGGAUACCGGACGAAAUGUCGUUCAACGAUGCUGCCUCCAUUGGUCUAGGACUUUUCACUGCUGGGCUGGGCCUUUUCCACGAGUUGAAGGUGCCAGGAUCGCUCAGUGACCCUGAUGGCUUGGAGAUCGCGGAGGACGAGCGCUUCGUCUUGGUUGCCGGUGGCAGCACCGCUACGGGCACACGUGCCAUCCAGCUACUAAGGCUUGCUGGUCUUCGUCCUAUCGCUACCUGCUCCAAGGCAAAUAUGGAUCUGGUCCACCGCUUCGGUGCCGAGCACGCCUUUGACUAUAGUGACCCUGAAUGCGCGGCUGAGAUACGCCGGUACACUGGCGGGACGCUGGCGUAUGCGUUGGACUGCGUGGCCAUGGCUGACACGACGCAGCUCUGUUAUAAUGCCAUGGGCCGUGCUGGUGGUCGCUACGUUACUCUCGAGCCGUUCCGCAGUGCUAUCGCGGAGACGAGGCCCCUUACCAUUGAGCCGUCGUGGCUUCUAGCAUUGACCGUGUUCGGACGCAAGGUGGAUAUUGAUGGAGAGUACUCUCGGGAUGCACGACCAGAUGAUCAUAAAUUUGCGGUGGAGUUGACGGUAAGUGUGCAGGCGUUGCUGGACCAGGGUUAUGAACGGGGGUGGGAUGGCGUAAAGGAGGGCGUGGAUACAAUUCGUACCCAGGCCAUGUCUGGGCAGAAGCUAGUGUACCCAGUAUGA
Penicillium crustosum is the source of this 1068-nucleotide messenger RNA. RefSeq names its product zinc-binding alcohol dehydrogenase family protein. The record is from RefSeq and is a predicted model, not a curated record. Gene Ontology annotation, molecular function: oxidoreductase activity, acting on NAD(P)H. The transcript has 3 exons. Bases 1 to 1068 code for a protein of 355 amino acids. NCBI's taxonomy places the organism in Eukaryota, Fungi, Ascomycota, Eurotiomycetes, Eurotiales, Aspergillaceae.